Plutella xylostella (diamondback moth) is the source of this 1050-nucleotide messenger RNA. Its product is annotated as chymotrypsin-2. The record is from RefSeq and is a predicted model, not a curated record. Lineage: Eukaryota; Metazoa; Arthropoda; Insecta; Lepidoptera; Plutellidae. Gene Ontology annotation, biological process: proteolysis. Gene Ontology annotation, molecular function: serine-type endopeptidase activity.
AUAUAUUGAUACCAAUACAAUAAGAUAAUGUAGGUACCUAUUAAAUUGCACUGAACCCAAAGCAAUUAAGCUGAAAAGUAUUGUGUCAAUUGUUAUUCCUUAAAAUGAUUUAUUUUUUUAGUGUAUUUUUUUCUGUAUUACUUGCACAAAGCUUAGCAUUUUCAACUUCAAGACUAGUUGGUGGAAACGAAGCAGCUAAGCCUCAUGGAAGAUAUCAAGCAUCAUUGCAAAAUUUGUCAAACUAUCACGUUUGUGGUGGUGCAGUUAUUACCGAGCAGCAUGUGCUAACAGUAGCUCAUUGUGUUCAUAAUGCAUCUCCAGAAUAUGUUUACCUCAUUGUUGGUACAAAUAAUCUUCAGCAAGGACCACGGACAGCAUACAAUGUAUCUUCAAUAAUAGAACACGAAUACUAUAAUGCGACAUCACGUCUAAAUGACAUCGCCAUUGUCAAGUCCAGCGGAUCGUUUGAUUUAAAAUUUACUGAUAUACUUCCUCUUUACCCCCUUGAGCUACAAGAAGGUGACCCGUUGAUGUUGACAGGAUUUGGAGCAUUUGAGCCUCAUGGUGACUCAAGCUCGAUAUUAUACAUGUUAAACAUGCAAGUUUUUAGUCAAUCAACCUGUAAAUACGCUAUGAGGUACACUAAAGAAGUAGCAGAUACUAUGUUCUGCACGUUUCAGGAAAAAGGCAGCGGCACUUGUCAUGGUGACUCUGGAGGGCCGAUUCUAAAGGACAAUCAACUAGCUGGACUCAUAUCGUGGGGUAUCCCAUGUGCAGUAGGAUUUCCGGAUGUUCACACCAGGAUAAACCACUACAUUCCAUGGAUCCACGAUAAGAUCAUUCCAGCUAAAUAGGGAAACUACCCACCUACAUACACCUAUGAAUUCAAGCGGAAGAAUAUGUAUGUAAAAUAUUUAUUAUUAAUUAAACACCAUGUAUAACACCCUUGAUAACAAUGAUAACUACUUUACCAUAGGUAAAGUAAGUAACUAUGUGUAUAAACUAACUGUUAGCUAGAAAUUUAUUUUAAAAUAAACCGACUACAAAAUA